Messenger RNA from Mycena citricolor, 2745 nucleotides. NCBI's taxonomy places the organism in Eukaryota, Fungi, Basidiomycota, Agaricomycetes, Agaricales, Mycenaceae. The record is from the annotation of a GenBank genome assembly.
CACCCGCUUGUUCACAUCCUUACGCAUACGAAAAUGUCCUUGAAAAACAAAAAACCACCUGGGCCCCCCCAGGAGAUGAUAGAACACAUUGAAUACCUUGGAGACCUCAUCAACAACCUUCCCGAGUCCCUCCCCGACAAUCCACCCGAGUCUUUGCUCCAGUUCUACGUCAAUGAAGACAUCGUCGAAGAGGCAGGGACAGUCUUUCCUGCAGUCAGCCGAGCUCUUGAGAUCUCCUUCGAGACAUGGAAGAUGAAGGACGCACCGAUCAGGUUCAAGGAACAAGGGGACCGAAUGAAGGCGCUUGUGCCAUUUCUGAAGGGUGUACUAAAGAGGAUGUUGGCAAGCGAGCGGGUUGUCUUUCUGGAUACCUGGGUGGACCGGCUUGUAAAGGGAGCGAAGGACAGUGGGGCAACAGGGACCAGGAGGAAGGAGAAGCGAGCAAGCGAUGAUGCAGAGCAGGUUGAACCACUGCCCAAACGAAGGAAGAAUGCAGCAAUGAUAGUCCUGUUGGACUCGGAAGACGACACACCUCAGGUUGUCCCCCGUGUCACUCAACACAUUGAUACCACCGUCGUCAUUCCCUCCACCUCCAAUGUCAGCACUAAGGACAACAAGCAAGCAACCCUGGCCACUAUGGGUUGGCAAACAUGGGCUGACGGCGCAAAAGCUUUGCAUCUAUCUGCCACACACCAAUUGCACGCACGCAAGCACAAGGACCAUGCCUCUGAAAAGGCGCUCGAGGCUGAGGCAAAGCUGGCGCGAAAGCAGGAGAUGGGAGCUGAGAGGCAGAAGCGAUUUUGGGAGAGGAAGAAGCUGGAGAAGGACGACUCGGAUGUUGAAAUGCUGCCAGAUGCAAAGAACGCACAUGUGGUGCUGCGGAACGGUGCUCGAGCAGCUGCGCUUGAUGACGGCGUCAUUGAUGUCGCCGGUGUCUCACGUGCUGGUACACAAGGCUGGCGUGAACGCCGUGAUGGUUUGAGGGGUGGAGUGGUCCAAGGGCCGGCUGUUAUUCCAAAUUACUUCCAGCCGUUUCUCUGGAACUUGCUCCACAAGACUGCAGUGCAAGAAGACUGGAGCCCAACGCGCAUUGUCAAAAGGCUGCAAAGAGACCAUCCUGCUCUCUUCAAGACACUCUCGAAGGGAACCAUUAGCAGGUGGAAGGAAAAGGGAAAGAAUGAGUGGUCGGUGGACACAAAGAAGAAGAUCUCAACUGGCGGUGUUGUUACCAGAACUGGCCGGACCGGGAUUCUUGCGCCGUUCCCCAACAUCACCCUCUGUGUGAAGAACUUUCUGAUUGGGAUCCGGCAGUCUGGUGGCAUUGUUAAUGUCUCGAUAACUCGCGGUCUCCUCCUGUCUGAGGUUGAACAACAAGCUCCUCAGCUUCUUCUCAAAUUCAAAGUCUCUGAGACCUAUGUUCGCACAUUCCUAGCGAGUGUGAUGGAAUGGACGUCGAGAGCUCCAACUCGUGCAGCCUGUCACAUCCCAAAUGAUGCUCCGAAACUUGUUGAUCGCACUUUCUUUCGAAUUCGAUACGCAAUAUUGACCGGUCGCAUCCCCCCAUCCCUUGUAAUCAAUGCAGAUCAAGCGGGAAACUACGUUCUCCCUGCGGGUUCACACACUUUCCACGACAAAGGAGCCAAGCAAAUCAAUGUUGUGGCCAAAGACGAGAAGCACGCCUACACAAUGAUGAUCACUUCAUCAGCUGCAGGCGAUUUCCUCCCCAUCCAGGCCAUCUGGGCCGGGAAGACAGCUGGAUCACUGCCGAGCAACAACGCUCCCAACAUGGCGGAGGCACUCGAUCGCGGAUUCGUAUUCUCGUCGGCAAAGAGCGCCAAGACAACCAGUCAUUUUUCCACCUUUUCCACAAUGAAGGAAUGGGUCAAAGGUGUCAUCGCACCUCAUCGGCUCAAGAUCAUCAAAAGGGACUCGCUCAAUGAUGAUCAAUCCAUGGUCGUCUUCAUUGAUAUCUACCCUGUCCACAUCGGAACUGAGUUUCGCACUCAUGUUUUCGAUGAAUAUCCCUUCAUCAUCCUGAUCUUCGUGCCCGGAGGUUGCACCCCCAUCUUCCAGCCUGCUGAUGUUGGACUUCAGCGCAUUGCCAAGCACAUUCUCAAACAAGACUCGCUCGACUUCCUCGUUGACACCUUCAAGAAAGAAUUUUCGAAUGGAGUGCCACCCACUGAUAUCAAGUAUCCGACAUCGCUUCCAGUUCUUUGCGAUGCCACGGUUCGAGGGCUUGUGAAGAUGUACGACUUCUUCCAGACUGAGGAGGGCCAUCGCGUUGUGAAAGAGGCUUGGUGGAAAUGUGCUGUGCCCAACAAGCCCUGGAACCUUUUGGCAGAAUGCUUGACCGGGAAAGAAUCCGAAAAGGCUUUGCGCGAGUUUCUGCGCACUGACACAUCCCUCGCAAUGGAAAUCGCCAACCGCUGCGGUGCCACUCAUCUUGGCGCUGUCAUGUCUGGUGCAGAUGUUGCAGAGGAUGUUGCCGACUUCAACGCGAAUGACGAUUCUGAUGUGCCUCUGUCUGCUGUUAUCAAGGACGCACUCUCAAUUACAGUGGCAUCCGAGGCCGCGGGCCAUUCGCUGCCAGCUUCCGAGCAAGUUGCACCAAGAACCGCGAAUGAUUCGACAGCCGGACUGGUCACAAAUGACCAAAGUGAAGACAUUUGGCCUUAUACAGUCAAUGGCCGCAUUUGGAGCUCUGUCGCUGAGCCAGAGGAUGCAGAAAUGGCUGCUCAGUAA